AUGAAAAUACUUUGUCAGUGUAUAUUAAUACUCUUUUUACAUAAUGUUACGGGAAAAAAAUUUAAAGAGGACGAAAAACCAAAAUGGGCUAAAAAAGAUAUUAGAGAUUACAAUGAUGCUGACUUAGAGAGAUUGCUGGACCAGUGGGAGGAAGGGGAAGAACCCUUAGAACCAGAUGAAUUACCUGAACAUUUACGACCACAGCCCAGCAUUGAUUUCAGUAAAUUAGAUACAAGUAAUCCUGAAAAUUUAUUAAAACUAACAAAAAAAGGAAAAACUUUAAUGAUGUUUGUUUCAACAACAGAAGAUUUAAGUAAAGAUGAAUCAGAAAAAGUUACCAAAUUGUGGCAGACUAGUUUAUGGAACAAUCAUAUUCAAGUUGAAAGAGCUAUAUUCAUGUUUAAAGAUGGAUCACUAGCUUGGGAAGCCAAAAAUUUUCUGAUUGAGCAAGAAAGUUGUAAAGAAGUAACUAUUGAAAAUAAGUCUUACCCUGGAAAACACAUUAAAAAAGAAAGCCAAAAACUUGAAAAAGAAGAAUUAUGA
Messenger RNA from Pediculus humanus corporis (human body louse), 543 nucleotides. Its product is annotated as Mesoderm development candidate, putative. The transcript has 3 exons. The record is from RefSeq and is a predicted model, not a curated record. Lineage: Eukaryota; Metazoa; Arthropoda; Insecta; Psocodea; Pediculidae. Gene Ontology annotation, biological process: protein folding. The coding region runs from base 1 to 543 and encodes 180 amino acids.